This is a messenger RNA of Vicia villosa (hairy vetch), 2939 nucleotides long. RefSeq lists its product as uncharacterized. The record is from RefSeq and is a predicted model, not a curated record. Gene Ontology annotation, molecular function: protein dimerization activity. Bases 376 to 2811 code for a protein of 811 amino acids. NCBI's taxonomy places the organism in Eukaryota, Viridiplantae, Streptophyta, Magnoliopsida, Fabales, Fabaceae. The transcript is spliced from 3 exons.
CUGACGUGUCCGGUUCGGGAGCGGUGCGGGUGCGGUCCAAAAGCGCCGCGUUUCACUUUAGUUAGAUCCGGGUCGGGUCGGCCCAAAACCUCAAAAUUUUUCACGUAUUUUACACUUCCUAACCCUAAAACUAGCCGUUUCUCUCUUUCAAGCAUCGUUUCUCUCUCUCUCAAGCAUCGGUCCUCUUCACGUUUCUUCUUCAUCUUCUCCACACUUCCGCCGUCUCUUCCUUCUUCGUGUGGAGAGUCCUUCAGGUAUGUUUCCUUUUUCUUUUCUGAACUUCUUCCUUCUGCUCCUCUUUGUUCAUCAUGGGUUCUUCUGCUCUUCUUUCUUCAUAAUAUUCUUCUCAAUGGUUCUGUAUAUUCUUUCUUCAUAAUGUUCCUCUUCCUCUAUUAUUUAUUUGUUCUGUUCUGCAUAACAGCUAUGGCAACUAAUCCUCCAAAUAGUUCUACUCAACCAUCAUCAUCCGAUGUUCCAUCUGUGGCUUCUUCGGCUGCUGCUAAGAUACACCAACCAGUCGGUGAUAUAGGCUGGAAAUUCAAUCACUUGAAAGACUUGAAUAAUAGGAGGAGGGUUACUUGUAAUUUUUGUAACGAAACGUCGACCGGAGGAAUUUCAAGAGCUAAGCAACAUCAAUUAGGAAUAAAAGGAAAUGUGAAGGCUUGCACUCAAACACCGGAAGACGUUAAGCUGAUUUUACAAGAGCAUGAAGAUAAGAAAUUGGCUGCCAAAAAAUCUAUUUCAGGUGAAGUCCAUGAAGAUGAUGAUGAGGCUUCACGGCUGUUAGAGAUAUCUAGGAUCCGAAGUGGGAAAAGGCCGGCUGAAGAAGGGAGUAUGCCAACUGCCAAGAAGAAUACAAAAGGGCCGUUGGAUGUAAUUUACUAUAGGAAACCGGAGGAAAAUUUGAAAAAAGGAAAGCAAACAAGCUUGAAUGAUGCUUGUGAUAAGAAGGCAAGAGCGAGUUGUUGUCAAUACAUAGCCCGUUUCUUUUAUCGGAAUGGAAUUGCUUUCAAUGUUGCAAAAUCAAAGAGUUUCAAAUUGAUGGUUGAAGCAAUUGGUAUGUAUGGUGCACAUUUGAAGCCUCCAAGCUACCAUGAGUUGCGAGUUCCUUUGCUUCAAGAUGAGUUGAGACUUACACAUGAGAUGUUGAGUACUAAUAAGAAAGAACAAGAAAAGUAUGGUUGUUCCAUAAUGUCUGAUGGUUGGACCGAUACAAGGGGAAGAACAUUGAUAAACUUUUUGGUUAAUUCUCCUGCAGGAACAAUGUUUGUUAAAAGUGUUGAUGCUUCUGCCGACAUGAAAACUGGACAAAAGUUGUUUCAACUUUUGGAUAGCUUUGUUGAAGAGAUUGGUGAAAGUAAUGUUGUGCAGUUAGUUACUGAUAAUGGAAGCAAUUAUGUCUUGGCUGGUAGACAUAUUCAAGUAUCAAGACCAAAAAUAUUUUGGACUCCAUGUGCUGCUCAUUGUCUAGACUUGAUGCUAGAAGACAUCGGAAAAAUUCCUAAAGUCAAGAAGGUUAUACAAAAAGGAAUGACACUCGUGGGCUUCAUUUACAACCAUUCUUUGGUUUUAAAUUUAAUGAGGGAGAAGUUAGAAAGUGAGUUGGUUAGAAGUGGAGUCACAAGGUUUGCCACAAACUUUCUUACUUUGCACAGAUUGCACAUUCUAAAGGCAAAAAUUAGAACCAUGUUCACUUCUGAAGAAUGGUUGAACUUGAAUGCAAGUAAGGAGGUGAAAGGAAAGAAGGCGGCUGCUAUUGUACUUCAAGUAUCAUUUUGGGAGGAUAUUGUGUACACUCUUAAAGCUAUGGGACCUCUUGUAAAAGUGCUUAGGCUUGUUGAUAAUGAAAAAAGGCCGGCAAUGGGUAGCAUCUAUCAUGCAAUGUUGGAAGCCAAAGAGUUUAUUCAAAGAAACUUCAACAACAAUGAAAACAAGUACAAAGACAUCAUUGAUAUUGUUGAUAGAAGAUGGAGUAUACAACUUCAUCAUCCGUUACACGCAGCUGGGUAUUAUCUUAAUCCGAAGUACUUUUAUACCAAUCCAAUGAUUGAGAAUGACGCUACGUUGUUGGAUGGCCUUUAUGCAUGCAUUAACAAGCUUUCUGCAAAUGCUAAAGUUGUUGAUGCCAUCCAUGGAGACUUGGCGAAAUAUAAGAUGGGUGUGGACCACUUUGGAUUGACAGAAGCGGUAAGGCAAAGAGACACUAUAUCUCCUGCUGAGUGGUGGAAGAGGUAUGGAGCAAAAACACCAGAUUUGCAGCUCCUUGCAAUCAAAAUAUUGAGUUUGACUUGUAGCUCAUCGGGUUGUGAGCGGAAUUGGAGUGCUUUUGAGCAUAUUCAUUCCAAGAAAAGAAAUAGACUUGAACAUCAAAUGUUGCAAGACUUAGUUUUUAUCAAGUAUAACCAAACUUUGAAGGAGCGCUUUGAUAGUGAUGAUAUGAUUGAUCCUGUGGUUAUGGAGGAUGAUAUUGAUACAACUAACCUAUGGUUGUUGGGAGGUGAAGAUGAGGUUCAACCUGAUGAUGAUAUGGUGUUUGAUGGUGAUGAUUUGUCUUGGCUAGAUGUUGAAAUUGCAAGUGGUGCUGUUGAGCCAAUAAUCAGCACUAGAAGUCAAGCAGCAUUGCAGAAAAAGGCAACUACAGCUGCACCUUCUUCCUCUAGAUCUAAGGGAAAAGCAAAGGAAGUGGUAGUAGUAGAUGAUGAAUUUGGUGAUCAAGACUAUCUUGGAGAAGGUGAAGAGGAUGAAGAGGAUGAAGAAAAUGAAGAGGAUGGUGGAAGUGAUGAUGAAGACAUGGAAUUUAAUGAUUCUUGAAUUUUUAUUAUAGUUACUGUGUUUAGUUAUUUUAAGACUUAUAUCCUUAAGUGUUUGUUUUCUUGAAGUUUAUAACUAUUUGGAAGUAUGUUUCCUUAAGAAUUAUGUUUUUUAAUGGUAUUUGGAAU